GUGUUAUGACACUUUCCCAUUUCCUCCAGGGUCCGUUCCCAACUUUUCCCACGUUGCUGGUUUCUGGGAUUGUCCUGGUGGAGAGGCUGGUUGCGAUGGCAGACGAAUUGUCCCAGACUGUGGGAGUGCUGAGCGCGAUGGUGGAUGAUACGGCCCCUGCGCACGUGUUGGAGAUCUGGGCCAUCGUGCUGGUGAUUCUGGGCACCAUUGUCCUGAUGAGCUUCCUGAUGUUUGGCCCGGCCAUGUCCAUCAUCAUCUACCGCAUGUGGAAGUCCCCACCGCAGAACAGCGUGGCGUGACCGGAGGUCAUGCGACCCCUGGCCUCGGAGGGGUCUUGACCCCCGCCAUCAGAGAGGCUGUGACCCCUCUAUGGUUGGAAUCUGCAUGACCACUGGCCUUGGAGGAGCCGUGACCUUUGACAGUGAAAGCAGCGCCACCUUGGAGGGUCUUUCACCCCUGACAUCGCAUGCUGGGACCCCAAGAUCUGAGCGCUCAUGACCCCGAUAUCAGAAGGGAUAUACCUCUAGUAUCAAAGUCGAGUUUAUUGUCAUACACACAAGUACAGGUGCAUUGAAAAACUUGCUUGCAGCAGCAUCACAGGCACAUAGCAUCAGAUAAACAACAUUCACAAGAAAAAUGUAAAUUAAAAGUAAAUUCUGCACACUUUUUACAAGAAGGAAAACCAUUAGAACAAAAAAACGAAGUCCAUUGUAGUGCAAAGUGGUCAUAGUGUUGCUAUACUGAGGUAGUGAUUAGGGUUGUGCCGGUUGGUUCAAGAACUGAAUGGUUGAAGGGAAGUAGCUGUUCCUGAACCUGGUGGUGUGGGACUUCAGGCUUCUGGACCUCCUGCCCGAUGGUAGCUGUGAGUUGACCCCCUAACAUCGAGGUGACAUCAGUAGUGUCGUGACCCAUGACAUUGAACCAAAUGAGAACCAAGAUGCCAAGUGCAAUGUGACCUCUGACUUUUGAGCAGUCUUCCCCAGUGUUCCUCCAAGAAUUUCCAGCAUUUCAAACAAUUCCAAGAAAAAAGGGUUAACAAGGUGAAAGUGUUUCUCGUUGAGAAAGAGUUCACUCCGGGAAUCUUGGCGAUCUGUCGUGAAUGUUUUCAAUCAGUUGAAUUCACAGCCACAACCCCUGCUCCUACUCUUGGAUUCGUAGAGAUAGAACCAUAGAGUUGUACAGCAGGGAAACAGGCCCUUCGGCCCAACUCGUCCAUGCUGACUGAGAUACCUAUCUACACUAAUCUUACUUGCCUGUGUUUGGCCCAUAUCCCUCUACACCUUUCCUAUCCAUGUACCUGUCCAAGUAUCCUUUAAAUGUUCUAAAUAUACCCACCUCUACCACCUUGUUUCAUAUACCCACCACCCUCUGUGUGGAAAAGCUUGCCCCUCAGGUCCCCUUUAAAUCUUUCCCCUCUCAUCUGUCUUUGGCUUUGAGGUCCUGACAUAGUCAUCUCUGAACUGAAGCAAGUCAGAGACUUAUUCUCAGAAAUGGCCAUCAACGUGAGCGGUUAACUCUCAUUCAAGAGUUUGUCUCUGACCUAAGUGAACAUCCAGCAUGUUCUAUUUAUUUAUGACAAAGACCUGGUCUACUUUACACACAAUGCAAACCAUUUCACCUUGCAGCUUAGAAACCAACUUAACUUGGCCUGUUAGAAAAACUCAGUGAAGCUUGUAUGGGGUGUGGGAUCAACUCAUCAUAACUGGGUACCUCUUGGCUGAUACACCACAGGGUCCGGGCUGCUCUGUACUUGGGAUUAAACUCUCGCUCUUGGGUUUUGAUGGUCCUGAAGGUUGAUGUGUAUCAGGUGUAGAAAAUUACACACAUCAGGGUUUGGGAGUGGGACGAAUUGCAUGGAAUCAUGCAGAAAGGGCUUUACUCUACACGUAACCCACGCUGUUCCUGUCGCAGGAGUGUUCAAUGGGACAAUGUAGAGGGAACUUCAGUCUGCAUCCAACCUAUGAUCUCCCUGCUCUGGGAGAGUUUGAUGGGACUUUGUAGAGGGAGCUUUAAUCUGUAUGUAACCUGCACUGUCCCAGCACCGGGAGUGUGUGGUGGGAUGGUACGGAGGGAGCCUUGUACUGCACCUAACCCGCGCUGUUCCCUUCCUUGGAGUGUGUGUGAUGGGACAGUGUAGAGGGAGCUUUACCCUGUAUCUAAUGUGUGAAAUCCCUGCCCUGGGAGUGUGUGACGGGAGAGGGUAGAGUGAGCUUUACCCUGUAUCUAACAUGUGAUGUUCCUGCCCUGGGAGUGUGUGACGGGAGAGGGUAGAGGGAACUUUACCCUGUAUCUAAUGUGUGAAAUCCCUGCCCUGGGAGUGUGUGACAGGACAGUGUAGAGGGAGCUUUACCCUGUAUCUAACAUGUGAUGUUCCUGCCCUGGGAGUGUGUGAUGGGACAGUGAAGGAAGUGUACUCUGUAUCCAACCCAUACUUUCCCUGCUCUGGGAGUGUGUGAUGGGACACAGUCUCUAACACAUGCCAUCUCUGCCCUGGGACUGUUUGUCAAUGAGCCUCAGUGGCUGAGUAUAACCCGAACUCCCAGAUCAAAAUUGUGCACUUGCUUGAGAAGAAGUUUCAUUUAAUAAAAGCAAUCGAUGUAGUU
Messenger RNA from Pristis pectinata (smalltooth sawfish), 2603 nucleotides. RefSeq names its product small integral membrane protein 3-like. The record is from RefSeq and is a predicted model, not a curated record. The coding region runs from base 6 to 299 and encodes 97 amino acids. The transcript has 2 exons. NCBI's taxonomy places the organism in Eukaryota, Metazoa, Chordata, Chondrichthyes, Rhinopristiformes, Pristidae.